AAAGUUUUUUUUUUGUUUUAAAAUUUUUAAAACAAAACGUGCAAUUUAAAGCGAUUAAUAGUGAAAAAAAAAUAUCAAAAACAUCGUCAUCAACAUUUGUUUUUUUGAUUCAAUCAUCAUCGUUGUUACCGGUUUUCUAUUACAUAUGAAUUUGAUUGGCCGUUUAAAGCAAUUUUUUUGAAUUGAUUUUCUAAAAAGAAAGAAUCGGUUGAUCGAUUCCGAUCAUCAAAAAAAAACGAAACGACAAGAUGGGUUCAUUAUUACGUUCGGAAGAAAUGAAAUUCUGUCAGAUGUUAUUACAAUCUGAAACAGCAUAUAAUUGUAUAUCAGAAUUAGGUGAACUUGGUCUUUGCCAAUUUCGUGAUGUUAAUCCAAAUGUUAAUGCUUUCCAAAGAAAAUUUGUUAAUGAAAUACGUCGUUGUGAUGAAAUGGAACGUAAAUUACGUUAUCUGGAAAAAGAAAUAAGCAAAGAUGGUAUCGAAAUAUUAAUGAUUGGUGAUCCACCGGAAGCACCACAACCAAGAGAAAUGAUCGAUUUAGAGGCAACAUUUGAAAAAUUGGAAAAUGAACUGAAAGAAGUGAAUGCAAAUGCUGAAGCAUUGAAGAAAACAUUUUUAGAAUUGACCGAAUUGAAACAUAUUCUGAAACAAACACAACAAUUUUUUGAUGAGGUUGAUCAUAUGCAGAUGCACGAUACAAGUAUGGGCGAUGAUAAUGUACAUCUAUUGGGUGAUGAAGGAUUACGUGCCGGUGGACAACAACCAUUGAAACUUGGGUUUGUUGCUGGUGUUAUAUUACGUGAACGUUUACCUGGUUUUGAACGUAUGUUAUGGCGUACAUGUCAUGGAAAUGUAUUUCUUAAACAAGCAUCAAUCGAUACACCAUUGGAAGAUCCACAUACUGGUGAUAAUGUUUAUAAAUCGGUUUUUAUCAUCUUUUUUCAAGGUGAACAAUUGCAAACUAAAGUGAAGAAAAUUUGUGAAGGUUUUCGUGCAACAUUGUAUCCAUGUCCUGAACGUGUGACUGAUCGUCGUGAAAUGAUUACUGGUGUUAUGUCACGUAUCGAAGAUCUCAAUACUGUACUAUCACAAACACAAGAACAUCGUUAUCGUGUUCUAAUGGCUGCUGCUAAAAAUGUUCGUAAUUGGUUUAUAAAAGUUAGAAAAAUCAAAGCAAUUUAUUACAUAUUGAAUAUCUGUAAUCUUGAUGUUACAACUAAAUGUUUGAUUGCUGAAUGUUGGGUACCAACUACCGAUUUUGAACGUGUUUGUCAAGCUGUUCAUAAUGGUUGUUCAAGAUCCGGUUCAACUAUUCCACCUGUUAUAUCACCAAUGGAACCAAAAGAAAUACCACCCACUUAUAAUCGAACAAAUAAAGUUACAGUUGGAUUUCAGAAUAUUGUCGAUUCAUAUGGUGUUGCUACAUAUCGUGAACUAAAUCCUGCACCAUUUACAAUCAUAACGUUUCCAUUUUUAUUUGCUGUCAUGUUUGGCGAUGCUGGUCAUGGCUUAUUAAUGGCUUUAUUUGCAGCAUGGAUGGUAUUGAAAGAACGUAAUCUUCAAUUGCAAAAAAAUCCAAAUGAAAUAUGGUUAAUGUUUUUCAAUGGUCGUUAUAUGAUCUUAUUGAUGGGAUUAUUUUCCAUUUAUACUGGUCUUAUUUAUAAUGAUAUCUUUUCCAAAUCAAUCAAUAUAUUUGGAUCAUCAUGGAUGGGAUAUAAAUUUAAAACUUUUAAAACAGAUUAUGUAACAUUGGAUCCAGGUACACAAUAUAAAGGAAGUCCAUAUCUUCUUGGUAUUGACCCGGUUUGGCAAUUAUCAUCGAAUAAAAUUCUUUUCUUGAAUUCAUUGAAAAUGAAAUUAUCGGUCAUAUUGGGUGUGUCACAAAUGUUUUUCGGUGUUCUACUAAGCUAUUUUAAUCAUCGAUUUUUUGCCAAACAAUUGAACGUAUUGUGUGAAUUUAUUCCGCAAGUUAUAUUUAUGUUAAGCAUAUUUGGCUAUAUGAAUUUAUUGAUCUUAUUUAAAUGGUUGAAGUUUGAUCAUCAUUCUGCUGGAGAUGCACCUUCCAUAUUGAUUAAUAUGAUUAAUAUGUUUCUUAUGAAGUAUGUUGAUGAUGAUCCAACUGCUCCAACAUAUCUAAAAACAUGGUAUGGUGGGCAACGAUUCUUUCAAACAAUAUUACUAUUAUCAGCAUUGAUGUGUGUACCAUGGAUGUUGGCCGUAAAACCAUAUUUGUUGAAAAAACAAAAUGAUUUAAAAUUAUUAUAUCAUCCACCGGGUGAAUCUGAUCAGGUCAUUCAAACAAAUGGUGAAAGUGUAUCCGUACAAAUGGAAAAUGGACCAACUAAACAAUCUGGUGGUGGUGGUCAUGGUGGCCAUGAUGAAACAUUCGAUAUAAGUGAAAUUAUCAUCCAUCAAGCUAUACAUACGAUUGAAUAUUGUUUGGGAGCUAUAUCACAUACAGCAUCCUAUCUACGAUUAUGGGCACUUUCAUUGGCACAUGCACAACUUAGUGAAGUACUUUGGUCAAUGGUAUUCCGUAUUGGUUUACAAGGUGAAGGAAUUAGUGGCGGUAUAUUUAUGUUUGUUGUGUUUGCAUUCUGGGCAUCAUUAACCGUAUCCGUUCUAUUGGUUAUGGAAGGUUUAAGUGCAUUUCUACAUGCAUUACGUUUACAUUGGAUUGAAUUUCAAAGUAAAUUCUACGGUGGUACUGGUUAUGCUUUUUCACCAUUUUCAUUCAAAGAAAUUCUAUUAAAUCCAACCGAAAGUGGUGAUACCGUUUAUAAUUAAUAAAUCACAACCUAUCUAUUACAAACAAUCUAUUCUAUCAUUAUUAUUUGAAAUUAAUUACAAAAAAAAAAUUUUAAGAUUAGUAAAAAAAUUUUUAAAUACUCUCA
Molecule: messenger RNA, 2893 nt
Organism: Dermatophagoides pteronyssinus (European house dust mite)
Lineage: Eukaryota; Metazoa; Arthropoda; Arachnida; Sarcoptiformes; Pyroglyphidae
Gene: Vha100-1
Product: V-type ATPase subunit a family protein Vha100-1
Biological process (GO): proton transmembrane transport; vacuolar acidification
Cellular component (GO): plasma membrane; vacuolar proton-transporting V-type ATPase complex; vacuolar proton-transporting V-type ATPase, V0 domain
Molecular function (GO): ATPase binding; proton-transporting ATPase activity, rotational mechanism
Source: RefSeq, a predicted model, not a curated record